AUGAGACUCACCACCUGGUAAAGGAAGCAUUGUUGACAUUCCGCGCCAACACGUCCGCUCAAUUGCUAAUGCUCUGCUUCUAGGAACGUCAACGGCAUACGCAAUCCCUUCUCGUACCCGCCAUGGAACCAGGCGCGCACCUUUUCUGCCAUGUUCGACAUCCUCGAAAGCGACAUCGUGGUGAUGCAAGAGCUGAAGAUUCAACGGAAGGACCUACGCGAUGAUAUGGUGUUGGUGGAUGGAUGGGACUGUUAUUUCAGUCUGCCGAAGCACAAGAAAGGGUAUUCUGGAGUGGGAAUAUAUACACGCAAUGCAGUAUGUGCUCCCGUCCGAGCUGAGGAGGGAUUGCUUGGGGUCCUGCCUUCGGGCUCUGGAGUGGCUUAUCGAGACUUGCCUGACAGCGAGCACAUUGGAGGAUAUCCCACACCCAUCCAGAUUACAGAACUCGGUGUUGAUCCUGCAAUACUGGAUGCGGAGGGGAGGUGUGUCGUGGUAGAGUUUCCAGCUUUCGUCCUCUUCGGCGUGUAUUCUCCUGCCAACAGCAACGGGCUGCGAGAUGACUUUCGAUACGGCUUCAUCUGUGCUCUAGACUGUCGGAUACGAAAUCUAAUCCGAGAGGGUAAGAACGUGGUGCUAGUCGGAGACCUCAACGUCAGUCGGCAUGAAAUAGAUUCGGCAGCCGCACUGGAGGAGAUUCGAAAAUCUCAGGCGACGCGAGAAGAGUAUCUGUUGGGCCCCAACCGCCGCAUCUUCAAUCAGCUGCUCAUUGACGGAGAGGUGAUUGAUCAAAGAGAUGAAGGGCGAGAGACGGGUGUGCUCUGGGAUACCACGCGAGCCUUUCACCCGGAGCGUAAGGGCAUGUACACACACUGGGAGACCAAGAUCAACGCUCGGCCUGGCAACUAUGGUAGCCGAAUCGAUUUUGUGCUGGUCUCAUCGCUCAUGCAAUCUUGGAUCAAGGACGCCAACAUCCAAGAAGGACUGCUCGGAUCCGAUCACUGCCCAGUGUACGCAGACUUCCAUGAUGAGGUCGAAAUGGGGGACCGGCGAGUCAAUUUGCUGGACGCUAUGAAUUCCCCAGGGUACUUCGAGAACGGCGAGCGAAAGAUCGAAUGGAAACUAGCGACCACGCCGGCUUUCUCUGCUAAACGAAUGCCCGAGUUUGACAAGCGCCGCAGCAUUAAAUCAAUGUUCGCUGCACCUACACUGAAGAAGACGCAAACUAACCAACAAACCAGCGCGAAGAACGCGAGCGGAACGAGCGGCGCUCUCGCCACAUCUACUUCUCAAGAUUUCCAUGAUAGCUUUGCUCCACAAGCCGCCAAAGUAUCGAGGACCACAACAUCGCCGGUCAAGCGCAACUUGUCGAGUGCAAAAGAUCAGACUGUGAAACGCCAGAAGGUUGAGCCCAAGUCGACUGCGGGACCCAGAGGCCAACAGAGUCUGAAGGGCUUCUUUCAAGCCAAGAAUCCCCCCGCUGCUAAAGAUCAGUCUGAGGCAGACGCUUCAAACCUGCCCUGCACGCCUCCCGCAGAUAUCUCGGAAGAUGCGAACCCAUCAGGCGAAGCUGGGGAGGCCGCCACUGCACCGCAAACACCAGCUAGCAUACAGCAGACCGAUGAUGAAAAUGCUAGUCCAUCCCCUCGUCAAUUCGCUGCUCAAAUGGCCUCUGCUGAACAGACCCAAAAGUCAUGGGGAGCAUUGUUUGCGAAGCCCGCCGCACCACUUUGUGAGAGCCACGCGGAGCCCUGCAAGACCAUGCAAACGAAGAAGAAAGGAUCGAAUCAAGGGAGGAGCUUUUGGAUGUGCGCGAGACCGCUGGGACCCAGUGGGGAGAAGGAGCGAGGAACGCAAUGGAGGUGUGCGACGUUCAUCUGGUGCUCGGACUGGCAGCCGAAGAAAGAGGGUGGGACUGCAUCUCCGGUCAAAGCGGCAGGCGAGUGA
This is a messenger RNA of Lecanosticta acicola, 1944 nucleotides long. The record is from the annotation of a GenBank genome assembly. Lineage: Eukaryota; Fungi; Ascomycota; Dothideomycetes; Mycosphaerellales; Mycosphaerellaceae.